Myripristis murdjan (pinecone soldierfish) is the source of this 2775-nucleotide messenger RNA. RefSeq names its product RAP2A, member of RAS oncogene family a (gene rap2aa). Gene Ontology annotation, biological process: signal transduction. The transcript is spliced from 2 exons. Lineage: Eukaryota; Metazoa; Chordata; Actinopteri; Holocentriformes; Holocentridae. Gene Ontology annotation, cellular component: membrane. The record is from RefSeq and is a predicted model, not a curated record. Gene Ontology annotation, molecular function: GTP binding; GTPase activity. The coding region runs from base 648 to 1199 and encodes 183 amino acids.
UUGGUACGGGAGCCGAGUGGGGACUGGCUGGUUACGCAGCGGCUGUGGGUCUCCACCCGAGAGUAUGGCGGCUAGGAUUGUAUUGGUGAGCGAAUAAGGAACGAAGACAUGCCAGAGAUGGUGAAAAAGAAACAAAGAGACGCAAGUUGUUUUCUGAAGUGUCGCAAUAGUAGUAGUUUAUUUUGUUUUUCUUAGGCAGCCUCCAGACUGCACGUUUGCGCCUGCAAUCCAUUCUAGGGUUAGCCCAGCAUUUUUUCCAAUGUCUUCGAUGGAGCAAGUUUGUUUUUUUAUGAUGCAUAGAAGGGUGAGCUAAGCAGAUGAAAACCCGCACGGUCCACCACAUCGGGCGAUAUUUUAUUCCUCCUUGUGCACAUUGUGGAAAAUCGCACUCCUCGGAUGCACGUAUAGUUAUCAAUGUCUGGCCUGCGUGGGGGAAUUUCUACAAUGAAAUCCAUCUUAGGGCACCGAGUCUUUGUGCUCUGCCAUAGCUGAGCAGCGGCGAGCAAGAUUGUAUUAUUGACACCCGUUCAAAAUGGGACACGAAUGGUGAAUGUAAUUCGUGCGGAGAUAUUUUAGUUCGUUUCAAUGACGCGCGGAGAUUGAUACCUUUCGGCAAUCUCUUCAUUUAAUCCACUAGCAAGGGAGCAAUGCGCGAGUAUAAAGUGGUGGUCCUGGGCAGCGGAGGGGUCGGGAAAUCCGCCCUCACUGUGCAGUUUGUCACCGGGACGUUCAUUGAGAAGUACGACCCUACCAUAGAGGAUUUUUACCGCAAGGAGAUCGAGGUAGACUCCUCACCCUCGGUUUUGGAGAUCCUUGACACUGCCGGUACCGAGCAGUUCGCUUCCAUGCGGGACCUUUACAUCAAAAACGGUCAAGGAUUCAUACUGGUCUACAGCCUUGUCAACCAGCAAAGCUUCCAAGACAUAAAACCGAUGAGGGACCAGAUCAUAAGAGUGAAAAGGUAUGAGAAGGUUCCAGUGAUCCUGGUGGGGAACAAGGUCGACCUGGAGAGCGAGAGGGAGGUGUCGUCCAGCGAGGGACAGGCCCUGGCCGAGGAGUGGGGCUGCCCUUUCAUGGAGACCUCGGCCAAGAGCAAAACCAUGGUAGACGAACUGUUCGCUGAGAUCGUUCGGCAGAUGGACUACGCUGCCCAGCCAGACAAGGAUGACCCCUGCUGCUCCUCUUGCAAUAUACAAUAGCCCCAGGGCCUACAGGAACAGGCCAGACAAGAAGUCUACUUAGAGGAAGUUAACUCCGACUUGCAACAGAGAAAUAUACACAUAGACACACACGCACACGCACUCAGACAUACACACAACAAUUAAUUGAAAGAUUAACAGACUCAUGGUUGAACGUGUUGGAUUUUAACUCUUUGGAGCAUAAAAUCAGUCAUGAAAUAAUUAAUAAUAAUGACAUGUCAAUAAUGAAUAGAUUUUGAAUGAGGAAUGCCAGGAAUUUGCCGCAAGAGAAAUUGACAAACAACAACAAGGAACGUGCACUCGCCUUAUGUUACUCUUGUUUUUGUCGUUUUGGUUUGGUUUUAUCUUUUGGGUGUGAAAAAGGAAAAAAAAAUCUUGACUCAUCGUCAGCACAGAAUUACUGAACAGGAUUUUUACUGUUUAGGUUGUUCUACUGUCUGCUUUAGUAAUUUUUUUUUUUUUUCAUUUUGUUUGUAUUAUUCCAUUUCACACAGCACAUCUAGAUGCAUUUUCUGUUACCAUGACUGAGUUGAAAAUAGCUACUGUACACAAAACCCAAAAGCAGAUCCCCGGGAUCCACUUGUGUUAAACGUUGAUGAGUAACUGAUUUGUGUACAAGGUUUCUCUCAGCUUAUGUUUUUUGUCUAGUGGUCAGCAGGAAGUUUUUGUACUCAUUACAGGCAGAACCAAAGAGGUGACUUGAAAGCACCUCCAUUUUCUUUCUUUCUUUCUUUCUUUCUUUUUUUUUUCCUUUCCCGGUUGUUUAGAGCAAUUGAAAGAAAAUGGUGGAGAAGUCAGUGUCUUUCUUGAAACAUUGGUGCAGUCAUCUCUUUCCUAUUUUCUCGUUUUGGAGAUCUAAUAGUAAGCGUAGCAGAGUCUUUCACAUAUCGUGUGAUGUUUUGUUUUCCUUUCUGAAAGGCUCCGACAGCAGAUUGCUGUAUAGUAAUAUAAGUAACUGCUUCAUCCUAAUGGAACAUGGAGUCCAUCUCUCAGUGUUUGAAUAUCUCUACAGACGAUCUCUCAAAACUGUCCUCUUUUCAGGAAUGGGUGACAUUUAAAGUGAAGACGCAAAACAUUUGUUAUACUUUACAUUUCUUUUCUCCUCCGGUAUUGAAAUGAAAUGGGGUGCUAAGAUUUUCAACAUCCCAUUCCCAUUCUUUAUGUAUUCAGAGUAUUCAAAUUCAUAGUAACAAAUAGUAACGAUGAUGGCGAUGAUAACAAGAAUAAUUAAUGGUAGUGUAAAUAUUUUGUAUUGAAAGUGCCAGCUCCUAUGAAGACACUGACUCAACACAUGUGGAAUUGUCAACUGUAUGCAUGGCUAGUAAAAAAAAGGACUUUUAUUGUUUGAGAUUAAUAUAGGCUGUGGAAAUGUGCAAACCAAACACAUACACAUCUGGAUCUGGACACUGUCUCAACUGUACAUCUAUGUUGCCACGGGAACCAGACUUUCCCCGUGUUGCCAUUUUCAUUGUUGAUUUUAUAUUUUUUUAUGUGACCAUUGACUCUUUAUUCCCUCCCUCAAUGGUGACACUGUUUCAUUUGACACCUAAACAAUAAAAGUGCGUUUAACACUCGA